This is a messenger RNA of Solanum pennellii, 564 nucleotides long. Its product is annotated as protein PELOTA 1-like. NCBI's taxonomy places the organism in Eukaryota, Viridiplantae, Streptophyta, Magnoliopsida, Solanales, Solanaceae. Gene Ontology annotation, biological process: nonfunctional rRNA decay; ribosome disassembly; nuclear-transcribed mRNA catabolic process, non-stop decay. The coding region runs from base 1 to 564 and encodes 187 amino acids. Gene Ontology annotation, cellular component: cytoplasm. The transcript is spliced from 2 exons. The record is from RefSeq and is a predicted model, not a curated record.
AUGGAUGUCAUACCUAACAUGGUGAUUGCAAGCAAAGACUCUAUCAAGGAUGAUUUUCGAGCUUACUUGUUGCUUGAGGCUAAAAAACGGAAGAUAAAAUCCAUCGAGAGAAACGAAUCGCGUAUUCUUGUGAUUCAUCAGAACAAUAUAAAAGAUGUUUUGAGCGAUAGAGUGAUCAUAAAUAUGAACGCUAACGUAAAGAACAAUAUAAAAGAUGUUUUGAGCGAUAGAGUGAUCAUGAAUAUGAACGCGAACGUAAAGGUGAUUGAAAAAUUCAUGGAUAUGGUGAUAAAUAAAUGUGAUUGGGUGUGUUAUGGCACUAAAAGUGUUGAAUAUGCACAUGAAUUGCUUGCAAUUGAUACACUUUUGAUCACAGAAGAACUGUCAGAGAAGAAGGAUAUUAAAUUGAGAAAAAAAUACUCAAAGUUGAAGAAAUUAGUGCAAGAAGCUGGUGGAAAAGUAAUACAAUUUAGUGAUGUCGAAGGAGAAAAACUUGCUCAGAUGACUGGAAUUGCUGCAAUUUUGAGGUUUCCUAUUCCUAAUAUUGAUGACUUGGUGUUAUAG